UGCAUUCAUCCAGCCACAUCCUCUCCCUGCCGUCAGCUCAUCCUUUGCGAGAUCAACCAGCCAAUAAUGUCUCCCCCAGGGCAAUCUCAGGCCACAGUUGGGCCUCCCCGCCUCUGAAAUAGGGGAGUGCUGUGAUUAUUAACCACGGCAUCGGCAUCGGAGUCGCCUGCCGGGCUCCGAGUCUAGGUCCCAGCUAAGGGCUGCGGGCUCUUUGAUCCUUAUCGCUGCGAUCAUGUCUCCCUCUGCCUUCUCCCAUCUGGCCUGUGGUCAACAGCACCAUUAUGAACUUUGCUCACUCCAAGGGAAGCACCUGGGGCCAGCAAUGGCGGUCCUCGCCGUUUUUCAUCGUCAGCGCCAUGGCGAUGGCCCUGUUCACUGACACCUUUCUUUACGCCUUCCUCGUCCCCAUCCUCCCCUACGUCCUUGAAAGCCGCCUCGGAUUAGAUGUCUCCCUCACCCAGCGCAUGAGUUUUGCCCUACUGUCGGAAACCGCGGUCGCUGCUCUCGUUACCAGCCCAUUUAUUGGCCAUUAUGCCGAUCGGCUGUCUUCUAAGCGGAUAUUGCUCGUCGGAUCGCUGUUGGCUGCAUUGUUUGGCUCGAUCGUCCUGGCUCUGGCGACAUCUACGUUUACUCUCUUUGUCGGACGCCUCAUCCAAGCAGUCGCCAGCUCGUUCAUUUGGGUGGUCGGAUAUGCGACGAUCGCGGACAAUGUACAACCGGAACACCUGGGCAAGACUUAUGGAGUAAUUUCACUGGUCGUAGCGGCAGGUACCUCAGGAGGCCCUAUGGUCGCCGGCAUUCUCUUUGAAUUGGGCGGGUAUUGGACAGCGUGGUCUAGUGCUUUUGUGAUUCUGGUCGUCGACAUCGUCCUUCGACUGCUCAUGCUGGAGAAACCGACCAAAAAUGCGGAUUAUCCCAGCAAUGAGAGCGUCGCAUCCGACACCGAGAGCGCUCCACUUCUCAGCGAUGCACACAGCGAUGCACACAGCGUGGUGGAGGGGGAAUUGACGGGCUUGAAGUUCUACCUGUACAUCAUGCGGUAUCGUCGCUUCGUUUGCGGGGUGGUCAGCUACUUCUCGUUUGCCGUCCUGGUCUCCAGCUUUGACACCACUUUGCCUUUGCAUGUUCGUGAUGUGUUCAGCUGGGGUAGUUUUCCUGCCGGCAUGAUGUUCUUUGCUUUGCAAGGCCCUGGCAUCCUCCUGAGUCCCCUCUGCGGGUGGUUGAAAGAUCGGGUGGGAACCCGGUGGCCUACGACGGUCGGGUUUUUGCUUCUUGCGCCUGUUAUGUGGGUCAUUGGUAUGCCCGGAGACGAGCGAUUCCCCUGGGCAAAUGAGGGCGACCGAGGAAAGAUUAUUUACGCUGUUGGGGUAACUGUGGUGGGAUCUGUGUCUUGUCUGCUGAACGGAGCUGGAACGAUUGAAGCUACGGUUACCAUCGACGAGGUCGAGGCCAAGCAUCCCGGGAUCUUUGGUCCAAACGGGGGGUACUCGCGGGCCCUUUCGGUGGCCAGUAUGGGCUGGACGUUGGGUGCGUUUAUCGGGCCUAUUAUGUCUGGUUUCAUUGCCGAGCAGGUCGGAUACUAUGAAAUGAGCUGCGUGAUUGCGGCCGUCUGUGCGCUCUCCGGCGUGAAUACUUUCUUUAACCUCGACUCCAAAGUCCAUUUCGACCGCGUGGCGUCGGCCUAGCUAAUACUCCGUAUACUCCGUAUACUCGGUCCUGGCGAUCACUUGGCUGACGGACGGAUCCAAAAGUUCUCUUGCAUAUACGAAGCUCCGUGUGAUAUAUAGCGGAUGGGUCUAGAUUGUUUGCAGUUAGAUGUGCAUUGACAUAAUCGAACGAGUCACCCGUUAUGGGGGACGUUAUCAUCUGGCGAGUUUGAUACGAGAUAAUCAUCCGUGCGCGGGUUCUUUGACUUCUAGACCAUUGUAUCUGAUUUGCCACCCUCGCCGAGAUAGAUGAAUCCCACUGUUUACCCGUGCACUGACCGAUAUCGUCACCUCAAUUAUCGGUCUAGACUAGGGAAUGGUCCCCUUUGCGAGACUGGCCUAAAUAGACUUUCUUUUUUUUGUCGGGGACACAGGGAUACAUCACAUUUAAUCUAUUUGCCAUAUGCCAUCAAGAUACCCCAGGGGCGUUAUCGGAAAUACCCAAAAAUAAGACCCUUGAUAA
Aspergillus ibericus CBS 121593 is the source of this 2169-nucleotide messenger RNA. RefSeq names its product MFS transporter. The coding region runs from base 282 to 1685 and encodes 467 amino acids. Gene Ontology annotation, biological process: transmembrane transport. The record is from RefSeq and is a predicted model, not a curated record. Gene Ontology annotation, molecular function: transmembrane transporter activity. The transcript has 5 exons. Lineage: Eukaryota; Fungi; Ascomycota; Eurotiomycetes; Eurotiales; Aspergillaceae.